Messenger RNA from Ceratosolen solmsi marchali, 4494 nucleotides. Its product is annotated as transmembrane protein 94-like protein l(2)k05819. Gene Ontology annotation, molecular function: nucleotide binding. Lineage: Eukaryota; Metazoa; Arthropoda; Insecta; Hymenoptera; Agaonidae. The coding region runs from base 155 to 4477 and encodes 1440 amino acids. The record is from RefSeq and is a predicted model, not a curated record. The transcript is spliced from 27 exons.
UCGACAGAAUUUUUUUUUGUAAGAAAAUUUCGCGAUGCUGUAGAAUUUAAUUUUUUACGUCCUUGAUGUAUCUAUUUGUAGAAUUGCUGAGGACAAAUUGUGCUAAAAUAUCCAUUUAUAGGUUGUAUGUGAUACUUAUUUGUGAAAAUCAGAUAUGGAGAUGGAACAAGGUGAGGGUAUUGAUAAGAAAGAAGAGAAGAAUAAUGAAACAAAAUAUAAAAUUUUGGGUUUGACAACCGAUAAGACAUUAGAUAUCUUACAAAGGGAUAUUAAAAGGAUAAUAGAAGAGUAUGAAAGAGAUUUUAAAAAGAACAAAAAAUGCAAAGCAUGGUUAAAAGAUGCUUUACACCAUAAAAGUCAAUAUACAACUUUUUGUUGGACAUCUGCAUUAGCUCUUCUCAUAACAGCUACUGUGAUAAUUAUAUCCUUUUUUACCGGAAAUAAUUACUAUAUUUCGUAUUGGCCUUUCGAAGGGAUCAUCAUCCUGCUUCUUAUUAUGUUUAAUUGUAUUUUAGUAAUCUCUGAUAACAGGUUCCGUCAUUUUGAAAUUCUUUAUAGAGUGAAAAGUCUCAUUAAACAGAUAGAAGUUGCUAAAUCAAAAUCUGUAUGGAAGGCAGAAAAUUAUCCACAUUUAUGUAGCCCACUUUCACCUUGCAUUACUUUGCAGUGGACAUAUCGAGAUGGCCAUGUGGUUAAUUUACCAUGGGCUUUAUUAGUUGCUGGUGAUAUUAUUGUGAUGAAACCUGGACAACCAGCACCUGGUUACAGUGUACCUUAUGAUGAUGCAGAGGCACCUGUGCUGCAUGCGCGUGACAUAUACAGUCCAUUGGUACACAGUGGCAGUGGUCUUUUCACAACACCUCAGGCCCGACAACCUCUAAGUAACAAAAUUUACAAACUCCAAGAGACGCCCUACUUGACUAACUUGCGUAUGGGCCUUGACAUGGCUUUGGAUCGGCCAGUAACCUACCAUAAUCGAGAGCGUCACCUCGUAAUGAUCUGUUGCAUUGAACAGCUCAUUUAUCCCAUCCUCCUUAUAAUUAUACUCAUUUUCAACCUUAUUCGCUACCUCUACCUUUACGAUUAUGUUGGCAUCGGACAUUGGACGGAGUUAUUCCUAUUACAGCCGGUAGCAAUUACGCUACCACUGUUGCCUGUUGCCUUUCCCAUAUGGUGGAUUGUACUCAACUGCUUUGGUAUGGCCAGGUUCAAAGCACUUUUCAAACUGUAUCAAUCCUCAAAGAAAACACAGUUUUUAGAUCCUUUCGAAGAGAGUUCUGAUCAAAAUCAUCCUGAAGUAGUUUAUAAUUGGACAGAAUUAUCAGAAUAUUUUUGGAAUAUUAUGUUUGGUAAAGAACAUAUGAUGACAAGAUCUGCAAAUAUCUUACAUGUAUUAGGUUCAGUAACUGCUUUAUGCUGCAUUGAUAAAAAAGGAAUUUUAUCAUGGCCAAAUCCAACAGCUGAAAAAGUUUUUUUUUUACGUAACGCAAACAGUACUAUAAAUGCUACUAAUACAGUUUCACGUACGUCAAGUAUGGCUAGUCUAAAUAAAUCGGUUGAUCCUAAUCACCUCAGUGACAGUAAGCAGGAUUCUAAUAGGACUUCAUACAUACAUCACGAAUUGUCACAAACGAUGGCGGAAGUCCUGGAUUUGACUCACGAUCGCGCCUUACCCUUUAAGCUACAGUUCGAUGAUCACUCGUGGCGUCAACACCUCAACUCUCUUAAGCCCCUCGGUCUCGCCAUCCUCCUCAACACUUGCAAUAUGGAAACGCAGGAACAUUACACUCAAUUCUGUUGCCAUGUCACCUGCGAGGCUUUAUAUAAUGAGAACCUUGUACCCGUGACAAAUAGACGCAGAUGUGAAAUAUCCAAAAAUUUCACUACCAAUUGCCAGGCAAGCUCUGAGGAUAAAAGUGGGUAUGAAGCAAAAGAUACCGUACAAAGCUCGAGGCAGAUGUAUUUAGUCGACGAGUCAGGAUGCCUCGGACAAAUGUGGUGCCUCUGCGAAUUAGCAAAACAAAUUGGAUUCAAAGAUCAAGCGAAGGAAAUAUUUCAUCUAGAGCAACAAUUGUCUACGUUCAGGCAUGUACAACCAGAAACUGCAAAACGAGACAUAAAAUUUGCACGAUCACUGAGCAUCUCGACAAAACUAAAAUUUCCCUUUCCGCACAUGGUGGCAGUUGUCGUUAGAGAAAGAAAUGGCGGUGGUCUGCAGUUACUUUCACAAGGCACCGCAGACAUCAUUCUGGAUUCAUGCAUCGAAUUUUGGGAUGGACAUGAUCUCUGUCCCCUGUCUGAGCCUGACAAAAAAAAAGUACAGGAUUUUUACAACCGCACGAGCCUAACAUCAUACUGCACUGCAUUUGCAUACAGACCUCUUACGCGAAACGUUAACAAUAAGUUGUCAAGCAUGUACCUGGAACUUCCAUCAGAGUGUAAGCAUCUUUAUACACCACAUAGGAGUCCAACGCCACUUCCCUGGGACUUUAAGAAUGUGCUCGAUCCCAGGAUUAAAGGACUCCUCGGCCAAUUUCAUUCUACCGAUUCUCUUCUUUGCAAUGAAAUCAAAGAGGACGAAAUUAACAGUAUUGAUAGUUGUUUUGAGCUUCAAUGCAAUCAAAUUUUUAUUGGAAUGGUAACAAUGCAAUAUCAAGCUCAAACUGACAUGGUACAAUUGAUAGAGCAAUUGGAGCAUGCCUGCAUCAGGUUCGUGCAUUUUAGUAAAGAGAAUGAGUUGCGGUCACGUGUCUUCUCUGAAAAAAUGGGAUUGGAAAGUGGCUGGAACUGCCAUAUUUCGCUACUUAGUGAAUGCGCAAGGUCCGAGAGUCCAGUGGGCUGGUGGGUGAGCCAGGCAGCCGCCAUGUCCUCGCCCACGCCCUCGACCCGCUCGCUGCUACAUAAUCACCCCUGCAUGGACGAGGCCAGUCAAUUGCUUAAACGCGUGUCCCCUCGCUCAAAUCUUGACAAUAGCAGGGCGAUGAGUAUGUCAGCGCCCAGUGCGAUUAAUAUGGAAAUGUCAAUCGUGAAGUUUGAAAACGAGACGAUCGAGUGGAACGGAAGUUCCGUUCGAGGAGAACGGAAUGGCGGAGUAGUUGAAAAAUCACUGGCGAAAAGUGCGAUGAGUCAUAGGGAACAAGAGAUAGUGCGCAGCGAGGAUAGCGUACUAGUCCAGAGCAUUGACCUUGGAUCUGGUCAAGAAGCUUGGAGAUCCUUGAGUUGCCUAACCGACAGCACUGAACAGAGUGCACCAGUCAAUUUCGAUUUAUCCAACAGAGCUAAAUUACCCCGAGGAAUUGACAAAAUUCGUCCACAUAUCGAGUUGAUUGACAACGUGCCGCUACUCGUCUCACUCUUCACUGACUGCAACACUGCUGUGACGCGUGAAAUGCUGCACAUAAUGCAAGAUUUCGGCGAAGUCGUCUGCGUCCUUGGAUCGUCUGCGAAUUCCGAUAACAUGCCGAUUUUCAUGCAAGCCGAUGCUGCUGUUGCCGUGGAGCCGCUCUACCCUCAAGUGUGCCAAAAAGUGCCUGUCUUGGCGCCGAUCCGGGCGGAGGAAGGACCCUCGCCGAUCGAUCUCAGCCGCAACCUUAAUUCCAUCGCAUGCUCGCUUAGCGUCAAGCGUGAGGAUCCCAUUGCCAUCUACCAUCUCAUAAUGGAGGCCCGCCACUACAUGAAGUGCCUAUGGAAUUGCGUACAGUUCUGGUUGUGCUGUUUGGUGACACUCGCCUUCGUCCAGGCGCUGUCAGCAUUUCUCCUGCUCCCGCCACUCUUCAGCGUUGGCCAGGUACUCUGGCUCAGCUUCCUCAUCGUACCGCUGCUCUCGGCCUCACUCGUCGGCACGCCCACCGACUCCACCAUAAUGCAACGAGCCACCGGCAAAAACCAGUGCGCCGUCAGUGGACAGGUGGCAUUAUUUGUCUUAUGGUGUUACGGAAGUAAAUUCCUUCCGACAAUAGUUACGGUACUGAUAUGGCAAUGCGUUUCCUUGUUUAUAUUAUGUUCGACAUAUGCUAAGACCGGCACUCAGUGCUUCUACGUUUACCCCAAUGUCACCGGUGAAUUUUCUUGGGGCGGAUGGAGUCUGAAACCCGAUGUACUGUUAAUUGUUCAAAAUAUUGCACUUGUAAUCAUUGUUUUACACUUUGUAACUAUAUCGCUAAGUUUUGUCCAUCGAGAAUAUUGUGUAUGGCGAAAAUUGCCCUUUAAUAAUUGGAUUUGGUUUUUAACUUCUUUUCUAGUGAUAUGCAUGCAAACAGCUUUUUCAGGAAGUAAUUUAUGUACUUAUUGGAAAGAUGAAGACCAAAGAAUAGAAACUUUUCCCUUACAUUUGCCACUCUACUUUAUUACUACAUUACCAAUUAUCUUUUUUAUUAAUGAAUUCAUCAAAUGGCAAGAAAUUAAAGUCAAUGUUAGAUAUCAAAAGCGAGCACGGUUAGAGUUUACUACGAAGCUCGGCAUGAACUCCCCAUUUUAAUACAAUUCCAAAAGAAU